Molecule: messenger RNA, 2010 nt
Organism: Cladocopium goreaui
Lineage: Eukaryota; Dinophyceae; Suessiales; Symbiodiniaceae
Source: the annotation of a GenBank genome assembly
AUGUUGUGGCCACAUCUCAGCUUCAAAAAGACCUUGAAAGGACGCCAAGGGGCCACCAUCCUAAUCACCAAGGCUGCCAUGCCUGGGCAAGGCCAUGACCAAUCACAUGAGCUGCGAGAUCUUCGUUGGACACAGCUGUUGGCCUUGAAACCACAGCUCUUGGUGGCACCUUGGCGUUCAAGUAGAUGGAGACGCUUUGCCGGUGGAGGCUUCAUUCUUCGCAUCGGAAUGGAGUAUCAAGCCAAGAUGUACGUGGAUUUGCCAAGACAUCGCUUCGAUGAUGUCUUGGACAUGGGAGCACCACUGAACCAGGAGUUGCCAGAUGUUUGUGCUGAUGAUGUCCUUUGCUAUUGCUGGGAUGUCAGUGCAGAAAGUGAGUGCUUCACUGGUGGCACAACUGGGCGCCAGCGCUGUGUCCCUGUGACGCAGCGGAUGGCCUUGCAUGAGCUUCGACACUACGAAGUGGCUUUGCACUGGACAGGUGAUGCCGGAAAUGAAGAUGACUGCGCUCGGGUCUUGCAAGCAUCCUCUUUGUACUGGGCCAGUGCAGUCUUUGGACAGUUGGACCUCGCUUUGGCUCUCCAGGGUUGUGCAGUAGUCUCAGUCAAUAUCCUUGGACUGCCGCCUUCCAUGCUGGGUCUCAUGGAUCCCCUCGAUUUCAUCGACAUGAGGACCGACUUGACCGAAUGGGAUCCCUGGAGCGAAGAGCUGUCCUGGCAGGAGCCAAGGUGGUUAUUGUCAUGUGCGCCCUUGGCUCAACGUCAAGAGCACCUGGGGAAGCUGGGGAAGUUGCAUUUCGGCGAUGGACCAGACAGCUAUAGCAUACACCUGGGGAGCUUCCAGAUGGCCCUGGCGCUUUCUGGAUAUUUUGAUCUCCACCGAGCAGCACACCGCCGCCAUGGCGAAAGCCGUGAUGAAGCUACUGAGAGCGUGAGCAAAUCACGAGAGAAGGGAGUACUGGGUCGCGAAUGUGGUCAGGUAGCACGACUACUGGUUCGUCGACAAGCUGACAUCUUUGGCGUGAUGAAUGUGUUUGGCGUCCUGUUGAUCAGUCACUGUUGGACUGUUCCAAAGGCCAUGCAGGUCAGUGAAGACGCUUCAGUCCUCGGGAUCCUCGGGACUUGGAUUAGGUCGAUUUGGCUGACCCUCUUAGCACUUUUUUUGGCCAACUGGGCUGCUGUGGUUUGCUAUGGCCCUGGCAGACCCAAGGCUGAGCACAGCUCCCUGCCCACCCCCUUACAUUCAUUGCUGGCAGCAGGUCAUAGCCUGCAGCGGCCGCUGACUGCUGAAGAUGCUUGGUGCCGUGUUUGUGAAGCGGAGAAGCCAGCCCUUGCGAGUCAUUGUCAUCAAUGCAAUCGCUGCUGCUAUUGGAUGGACCACCAUUGCAAUUUCUUUGGGCAAUGUGUGGGUUUUCGAAACAUGAGAUGUUUUAUCGUCGCCUUGAUCUAUGGGAACUUGAUGUGCGCAUACCUCGUUGCAAUUACGUUGCUGCUAUGGACUGAACCGACUUUCGCUUCCUUCCCGUGGCUUUGUGUAGCAGCUUGGACCAUCUACAUCCUGUGGUGGUGGAGAAAGGUUUGGCACUUUCUACGCUGCGCAUGCUGGGAGGUGGUCACAGGCUGGCGCUCCAGUGUGCUGCGAAUGAAACUUUCGCAAUGGCAGGUAGUUGCCAGCGAGCAAGGUGCAGAGCUUCGUUUUGCACAGUCAGGGGAUGAUGCGAUGCAACGAGCGUUCUCGGAGGUCAUUUUGUUGCCAUGGGAACCAACACAUCCAUUAGGCAUUUUCCUGGAACCAGGGCAGUUUGGCCGGAGAAGCAGUUGCUGGGAGCAGUUCCAAGGCGUCUUUGGAUCACCUCCGUCCAUUGCGUGGCUGUUACCGAUAUGUGGAGGCACUGGAGAUCCAUGGCAGCCAGUCGGAGUCAGCACCAAAGCGUGCGAGGCAUGGCUGCUACUGGCUUCAGCAGUUGAGGCGUUCAAAGCAACGUGAUGAGAUUCCAGAGAUUCCAGAAAA